This is a messenger RNA of Drosophila melanogaster (fruit fly), 6427 nucleotides long. It is a transcript of the gene sba, whose product is annotated as six-banded. The transcript is spliced from 9 exons. Gene Ontology annotation, molecular function: DNA binding. The record is from RefSeq and is marked reviewed. Lineage: Eukaryota; Metazoa; Arthropoda; Insecta; Diptera; Drosophilidae. The coding region runs from base 388 to 4545 and encodes 1385 amino acids.
GAUUUUCCGUUAAAUACAGCAUACAAAUUCCAAAACAAAUGUGCGCACUCGCCGCCGCCGCAAACGCAGCGCAAUAAGAUAUUUUCCUACCCGUGUACAAACAACACAAUACGCAUCUAAACGCAAACGUCGUUGUCGCAUUAUUACAGCUACAAAAGAAGCAGAGAGUGGAAUACAAAAUAAUAUCAUUGCAAAAAAAAAGUGAAAUUAAGUGUUUUAAACAAAAGGAAAAGAAACCAUAAAAAAAACAUGAACAUGACAUGGCCGCGUCUCGUUUACACAAUAACUCAAAAUUAAUUUAAUAUGCUGGCAAAUGAGCAAAGCGAAAAGCAAGCUAAAAGGCUUUGAAUUGCGAAGGAGUUCUCCUGAACGGCUGCUUUUAUCGCCAUGGCCGCCGCAUCUGCUGGCCAGCAACAGCAGCAACAUCAGCACCAGCACAAGCUGAACAUAGCUGGGAGUGCUGAGACGGUGGUCAGCGGGAUGCAACAUCAGCAGCAACAUCAGCAGCAGCAUCAACAGAUCAAUAUGUUCAAGCAGCAGCAGCAAAUGUUGCCUCUGCAGCAGCAACAUCAUCAGUUUUUCCAGCAGCAACAAACGAAAUUUGUAUCGCGGGUCGUUACAAGUGCAGCGGUGCAUCAGCAGCAGCAGCAACAUCAUCAUCAGCAGCAGCAGCAGCAGCAACACCAGCAACAGCAACAGAUAUUACCAGCUGGCUUGGUAAACGGCAAUGGCAGCGGCAACAUGAUGCAAGUAGCAAAUCUGCAUCUGCAGCAGCAACAGCAGCAGCGAAACAGUCAGCAGCACAUAUUUGUCUGCCCCACCAGCAACCAGCAGCUCCUUUUGCAACAGCAGCAGCAACAGCAGCAGCAGCAACAACAGCAACAAACCAAACAGCGCCAGGCGCAAAUAAAGUUGCCAAUAAAGUCAGCGGCAACAACGGGAGUAACGGCAGCAACUGUUGCUGCUGCAACUGCUGCUACUGGGGCAACGCAUUGCAUGUCGACAACAAUUGCGGCGCGUCAAAUGAGUCAGAACAAUCAGCUCUAUGCCAAGAAUGUUGCCAAAGCCAACAAUGCCAGUAGCAAUGGCAAUAUCAACAGGAAGACGGCCACUAGCUACAAUGGAAAUUUGGCCCCCGGCUGGCGUCGCUUGACCAACAACAAUGAGGUGGCCUAUAUCAGCCCCUCGGGCAAAACGCUGCGCACGCAGUUCCAGAUCAAGGACUAUCUGCUCACACAGGGUACCUGCAAGUGCGGCCUGCCGUGUCCGCUGCGCCCGGAGUAUCUAUUCGACUUUAAUGCACAGGUGCCCAACCAGCCGCUCAAGUUGCCAACGGAGGCGUCAACGGCGACGCCGACACCUUGCCGGCACCAGCGGCGAUUUCUUGAAUCUCAGCAGCUUCAGCUGCCACAGCAGCAGCAACAGCAACAACAUCUGCAGCAUCAGCAGCAGCAACAACAGGCUGUCAAAGAUGUAUCUGUAGACGUAGCCGUAUCCGUAUCUGGGCCAGCAGCUGUCAGCGAUGUGUUCUCCACGCUGAUGACAUCGACAGCGAGAACGGCGACGAUGGUGACACCAACAGCAGCAACAUCACCAGCCCAGGCGGCAACAACCACCACACAUGAAAUGGCCAACAAAGACGCUGAUUGCCACAAAUACGGCAAUAACAAAUUACCUGCCACAAACCGGACGGCGACCACGCCCACGCCAGCUCCAACGCCCCCGCCUCAGCAUCCAAAUGGGAUGCCAACUAGUCAAGCAUUAGCAUUAGGCGGAGUUCCAGUUGGCGUCCAUCCCAAGCGUCCAACUGGGGGCCAUGUGAUAAAGCAACCAGCCUCCGUUCUUGGGCCACCAUGCACGCCGCCUUUGGCUGUCGGCGGAGCCAACACAGUCAUCCAACAGCAGCAGCCGCUACAGCAACAUCCAAACUUUAAGGACGAUCCUGCUGGCUAUCUGCAACAGCAAACAGCACUGUUGCAUAACAGUCUUGGAGUCGGUUUGGAUGCAACGAAAACGGCGGCUGGAACAUCCACUGCGAGAGCUCUGCCACAGGAACCCAUUGUUCACAGCUCCCAGCAGCAACAGCAGCAGCAGCAACAACAACUACAGCAACAGCAGCAGUUGCAGCGCCAAAAGAUCCGACGCCUGUCGCUCUUUGGAAAAUGGGAAACUGAUCCAGCACCUGCCACCAAUUCUCAACCAACAAAUGGAACACGAGCACUGCAAGUGGAUGCUGCUGCCUUUGCACGACCACAGAAACCACAGGUCACUUGCGUAACACUGGUGCCACCUCCACAGGAGUCUCCAGUAUCGAGUAGUGCAGCCGAGACGCUAGAGAAACGACCCGAGCAGGUGGGAGCCAUAUCCACCAGUCACGAGAGUCCGCGUCAGAGUCUGUCGUCGCCCACGGAUUCGGUUGACUCUGCAAAGAGCACGCCUUCAGCUUCACCCAAACCCCAAACGCAAGUCCCAAUGCAGCCGCAGUUGCUGCAGAUGCGCCCGCAUCUCCAGGCCAAUCUUUCCGCUCAAACGCCCGUCACUGUGCCCGCACAUGUACGUGUUAUGCGGCAGCAGCAGGCUCAGAUAAUUCCCGGCCAACGAUUGCCAGUGGCUAGCAGCAGUGCUGCGAUGGCCACGAUGACCAGGAGCAUAGUGACCUCCACGGCGGGAACGAGUACGAUUACAGGGCGUCCUGUGGCCACCACGUUAAACAACUCGAAUCCCACUGUGGCGCAGUUGCAAUCCAUGGCGAAUGCCAUGAACGGAGCAGGUGGUGGUGGACAAUUGAUAAUGACUUCUUCGGGACAACUACUGGUCAUACCGACGCCCAGCAAGCAGACAACGCAACAUCAUCGCCCAGGUCAGCCCGGACAAGGUGUCAUCAUCCAGCAACAGCAGCCGGCGGAGUUGCAUCCUCAACCGGGUGGUGGUUAUAUCGUCAGCCAGCCCUCUCCGGUGGCGGCGGCAAGCUCCAGCAGUAGCAGCAGUACUGUGAUCCUAAACUCCGGUGGAGCCAAGUUGUUGCACCACCAGAUCAUCACCUCGCAGGCUGGACAGAUUAAUCAAGCGACUUCAGGAGGAUCAGGAAACCAGCCGCAAACGGUGCUGCUCAACACACUGCCCAAUGGAGGUUACAUCGUCCAGCAGCAGCCGCAAACGCAGUCGCCACAGCAGGCAGAACAGAUCCUGGCGAUGCCGCAACCGCCGCCGGCGCAAACACUUAUCAUCAGCUCGCCGGACACCAAGAGGAGAGCGCGGAAGCGCAAAAGUUCUGUAUGCCAUACACCGCCGCCAAGUGGAUCGCCCGCCAAAAUCAUUUCGCCUCAGAUCUCGCCCAGCAUCCCAAACCAGGCACCAGCUCUGCUUCACCAGCAGGCAGCUGCAGCGGCGGCUGCUGCUCCUCAAUUCCAGCAACAAUUCCAAUUGAGUCCUGGUAUUCAGGGAAUUGUGGUAAACAAACCUAAUCCCCCUCAGCAACCACAGACGCAGCAGCUUCUGCUCCAGAAUGGGCAAAUCUUGCAACAGGUUAAUCUCAUUGGACAGCAGCUUCUCAUGCCGGCCGGGUUGGUAAUGGGACCAGAUGCCACACUGUUACAGAUCCAAAAUAUGCCCGCAACAAGCUUGAUGACACCGCAGGGUCCCGUGAUGUUGAGAACGCCAUCGCCACAGAACAAACCCUCUUUCAUAUCCCCGAGUGCCGGAGGCCAACAGUACUUAGUGGGUGCCAAUGGCCAGUUGAGUCCCAUCGGUCAGAUCUACUCCACGCCCAUGGGUCUGGUCAUGCCAACCGGUCAGCAGGGAGGUGCAUCCUUUGUGCAGGCUAGUCCCACGACAACAACUAUACAGAUCCAACAACAGCCAGCCCCGCAGCCCACGCAGAUCAGUUUGCAGCCAGCACAGGCCACCUACAUGACAGAGACGGUGAUGAGUCGCCAGGGAACGGCCGCCAGUCCGCCGGACACAACUACCUGUAGUCCACGAAGUCCGGAGCGGCCUUCCAGCCAUCGCAGCAGCGGUAGCGAUAUGGUACAAUGUGUAUCCAGUUCGGAGCCGGAUGCAGCUGUCUCUCCCCAAAGUACUGAGAGUCGGCAGUCGCCCUCUUCAACGGACUGUGAGAGGAGCAUUUGUAAGAACAAUGUGUUUACCCAGCCCAGUGGGAUCUACAAGCAUUCGGAGCCAAAGAUCAGACGCAUCCACAUCACCUCACAGACGUCGGCGGAGAACGGAAUUAGCCUGAUGCAGGGACAAGGUAUGCGCCUGGCGACAUCUAACACAAACUCCACAUCUGCAUCCAUGUCUAUAACAUCGUCAUCGUCGGCACCACUAACCACAACUGCUCUGGCUGGUCAACGCCAGCUUAUGCACCGCCAGCAGGCCGUGCACCAUCACAUCCCAAACAUCUCCAAUAGCCAUCCAAACACCUUCCUUCAUAGCCACAAAGUAGUUAACUUUGACUAUCAGGGUAAGGACCCAUCGCUGACCAGCACUAAUUGCAUCCACACGCUAACCCACCAACACAACACCACCCGUUUGGCGACUGCAUGAUCGCCUGCACCACCUACAGCACAUGUACCUGCACCUUUGUUUAGUUUAGAAUCUCUACCCUUCGUCUGUACUUCGCUGGGUGCUGGGAUCACCAUUGCCCCCGAGUAACCAAAUUCGUAGUCCUAGUUUCUAUGAGUGUGUGUGUGUGCCUUUCGUAGAGUCGCCCACCACAACGCAGCUGCUUUCAUCAGUUCCAACCGCUCAACCAACAGUCGAGAAGACGACGGUCAGGACGCCCACGAAACGUUCGCGCCGACCGCAACGAGGGGCAGCGCGUGCGGCGCCCUCGGCGUCUGAUAAAAGUUUCCCGCUGCCACCACGAUCCUUUGCCAUUGGGGAACUGAUAUGGGGUCCAGCUCGGGGCCAUCCCGCCUGGCCCGGAAAGAUUGUCAAGAUGCCAGACGGAGUGUGCACGCCGUCGCAGCAAUUCGACCACGUCUGGGUUCAGUGGUUCGGCGGCGGCGGUCGUUCGACCUCCGAGCUAAUUCCGGUCAACUCAUUGCAGAGUCUCUCCGAGGGUCUGGAAGCACAUCACAAGGCCCAGAAGGAUACGAGAAAGAGCCGCAAACUGAACUCGCAGCUCGAGCGGGCCAUACAAGAAGCAAUGACUGAGUUGGAUAACAUUUCAGCCUCCUCGACACCCGCAGCCACAUCCUCGUCAUCCGCAACCAUCUCUGCUGUUCCCGCAUCAGCAGGACCAGCUGUAAUUGGCGGACAACAGCAGUAUCAGCAGCAGCAGCAGCAGCAACAGCAGCAGCAAUCGCCCUCUUCAACGAACAACAAAAUAAAUGGACUCGCGCGGAGCAAGCGCCAGGCCAACACAAGUGGGGCCAGCAUGGUGCUGACCACCAGUACGGCGGCCACAUUGAGUGGCCUCUUCAAUCAGCAGCGAGCCAAGCCCAUACGCAUUGCUCCGGCUCCACCGGUGGCCACAACGGGCACAGGCAACAUUGGGACGAUAGCAGCAGCUGGAGCUGCAGCAGCUUCAACUGGAACCGGGACAGCGACAACAUCGGCCCGUUCCGAGAUCCUGAAGCUGGCCAAAUGACCAGCGCUGUCGACGUUAUCGUCGACAGUGAGCACAGCCAGCUACACCCUCGUUAUCGGGCAUAAGUAGUGGGCAGCAGGAGGAUACAUACCGCCAGGCCAUAUAUAUAGAGUUAUCCAUACAUAUGUGACGAUACGAGUAUAGAGUUUAGUGUUAGGUGUCAGGCCUCAGCUUUGGAGUUUGUUGUUUUGUAUUCUUUGACAGACUCCCCGCUUAGUUGCGUCGCUGGGCGGCGCGCGCCACACUUUCGAAAUAGACAAUAAAACAGCAAGAUGAUGUUAAUGAAAAUCAAGUUACAAAGAGCAGUUCUAACAAUUAGCGAUAGGUUUUUGGCUUCAUAGACAGCGCCUCGGCGCAAAUUUGCGUUGUUUUGUAUAUAGUAAGCACCAAAAGCUACCAAGAUGUUUCGUAUUAAGUAUUUAUUUAUUGCAUAUAGAUCCUUGGUUUUUAUAGGUUUUGUUUUCGUUGCAAUUUAUAGACCUACCGAUUAUUUGUAUAAAUAGGUAACCUAAGCUGAUACUUAGCCACUAAGUUUAAAGAACAUCCACAACAAUUACAUUUGCCUUGUCAAGCAAAUGAUAUCAAAUCAAAAACAGCUACUGAUUUUCAUUUAUUGUGAUUGCACAAAUUGUUUUUUAAACUCUAGAAGAACAAAUUAUUUAUGUCAAACACAAAAAGGUAAAAAUCAUGAGAAAAUUAGGAAGGGUGGAAAAAAAUUAUAUUUAUAAAUUGUUAUUAUUUAUUUAGUUGAAACUAUUGUAAAAUUAUAAUUGUAAAACAAAAAUGAAAUCACACUUAGCGGAAACACACGGAGCAAAUAAAAAUUUAAAAAAC